Molecule: messenger RNA, 1611 nt
Organism: Penicillium angulare
Lineage: Eukaryota; Fungi; Ascomycota; Eurotiomycetes; Eurotiales; Aspergillaceae
Exons: 1
Coding region: 1-1611 (536 amino acids)
Cellular component (GO): nucleus
Molecular function (GO): DNA binding
Source: RefSeq, a predicted model, not a curated record
AUGCCUAAAACCAAUAAAGAUAUAGAGAACCAGAUUCAGCUGGCAAUAGAGUCUCUCUCUGAGCAAUCUAAGCCUAAUAUUAGGAAGACUGCGCGAGAAUUCGCGGUUCCUGAAGGCCGUCUUCGUCGGCGCUGGCAAGGUGGAAAAUCGCUUUUCCAACGACAACCUAAUGGCCGGAAGCUUAGUAUUGCACAGGAGAAGGCUUUAUGUGAAUAUAUUGAUUAUUUUGAUGCGGUCGGAGCAUCAAUAAAUCGCCGUCAAAUUGCUAUUGCUGCCGAUUCAAUUCUGGAAGAAGAUCAUACCGACACCACCACAGAUCCCCCACAAAUUGGCGACCAUUGGCUAAAGCGUUUUCUUAAACGGUAUCCUGAGUACUAUAUACGACGUCGGCGAGCUCUUGAUGUUGAAAGAGCUACUGCACUGGAUAAAUCCGUUAUAGAGAGAUGGUUUCAAGACUAUCAACGUAUAGUGGCUAAAUAUGGCAUCUGUCAACAAGAUAUCUACAAUUUUGACGAAACUGGCUUCCAAAUUGGCGUCGGUCGCGAUCAAUUUAUUAUCACAAGACAUCCAAAAAAGAAGCUAUUUAAUGGCUCAGUUACCAAUCGCGAGUCUGUCACUGUUUUAGAGGCUGUUUCGGCUGAUGGCUUUACAUGCCCACCGCUGAUUAUUCUAAGCGCUAAACAAGCAUUACUACGUUGGUUUGAUAAAAUUGAAGACGACGAGCAUCUUGCUAUAACUGAUACUGGCUAUAUCAAUGAUACAUUAGCAUAUCAAUGGAUUCAGCUGUUUCAUAAAUGGACAAUUUCUCGUACCAUUGGGAAAAAGAGGCUAGUUUUAUGCGAUCGUUUUGGAUCACAUUUAACGCGUCAAUUUGUUGAAUUUUGUGAGAAGAAUGAUAUCAUUCUAUUCUUCUUACUCUCACAUACUAGCCAUAUACUACAACCUCUCGAUGUUGGAGUGUUUAGUGUAUAUAAACACUGGCAUAGUGAGGCAGUUGAGGCGGCUACAAUGACUGGAUGCCGUAAAUUUUCAAAGGAUGAAUUCCUACAUUCAAUCAGUGAAAUCAGACGCAAAACCUUCCGGCCACAUACAAUCAAGCUUGGGUUUAGAUUAACUGGCCUUUGGCCAAUUAAUUCUAAGCUUAUUACCGAUGAAUUGGAUUCGUACGAUCCAUAUUAUGAUAAUAUAUCCCGGGAAGAUACACCAUCAGUUAACUCACAAAAUACUGAGUUUAGCACCCCAAAAACCGCUGAGAGAGUUCGAAGAAUUAGCGAUCGUAUUAAUCAAUAUGAUCCUACUACUCAACGUUUUAAAGAAGGGCUAGCAAAGCUUGUAAAGGGUGCUGAGACUCAGGCAAUGUUGGCUGUCCAACUGCAACGGGAAUUCGAUUCUACACAAGCUAUUAUGGGAGCACGUCACGCUAGAUAUGAUGCUUCUCGCCGUUAUACGCAAAUCACUGGUAUUAUCAAUUCAAGCCAGAUCAAAGAAAUGAAGCUAAAAGAAUAUAAAUUGACUGAAAAAGCCGAUCAAGAAAAGACGAAGCGGAAGUGGAAGAAGAUAUUGGUUGAAAUUAGGAAGCAUGGAAGAGCCAAAAAACGCCGGGGAAAUUAA